CCCCCCGGAACCAAAAAGCCGCGGUCUCGGGGGGCGGGGUUACGGGGAACAGACUCCGGCGGGCUCCUCUUCCGGCCUGCCGGGGGCGGCCGUCGAGGCGCCGGCCGGUCCCGAAGCAAUGAAGAGCUCCCUGCAGCAGUGGCGGCGAGCGGCCACGCUGAUGGUGGCCUCCCGGGGGGGCCCGGGGGGGCCGCCGCCGCCUCCGACGGGCCCCGCCGCCGCCCAGGACUAUCAGGUGCUGCUGCUGAAGCGCAGCGAGCACAGCCACUUCAUGCCGGGGGCCUCCGUCUUCCCCGGCGGCGUCCUGGAGGAGGCCGACUUGACCCCGGAGUGGCUGGACCUCCUCCGGCCCCACCGCGGGCCUCCCCUCUCCCGCCUGGGCCGGGCCAGGCCCCAGCAGGACCGGCCCGCCGCCUCCGCGCUGCCCAACGAGGUGGCCUUCCGCAUCUGUGCCAUCAGGGAGACCUUCGAGGAGUGCGGGAUCCUGCUUCUGCGACCCGCGGGGGACAGUCCUGGCCGGGAAGACCCUCCCCCGCCGCCACACCUGCAGCUCCCCCGGGCCCUGGAGCCGCUCCUGGACUUGGCUCAUUGGCGAGCGAAGAUCCAGAAAGACCCUCACCAGUUUCUCCAGCUCUGCCAACACCUGAACUGCGCCCCCAACAUCUGGGCCCUGCAGGAGUGGAGCAACUGGCUGACCCCCUUUGUCAGGAAAGAUGGAAGGCGCUUUGACACCUUCUUUUACGUCUGUUGCCUAGCGGGCAAGCCCCGGACCUCUCUGGACAUGGAAGAAGUCGUUAGCCUCAAGUGGUUAUCUCCAACUGAAGCGAUUGAAAAAUUCACAUCUAAAGAAAUAUGGCUACCACCACCUCAGUUCUAUGAGUUAGCAAGAUUUUGCAACUUUUCUUCUCUCUCCGAUCUCCAUCGAUUUAGUGUGGAUCGUGCUUUAGAAGGAUGUGAAAAAUGGCUGAUUAUCUUGUUGUCGACCUCAAAUGGUAUUAUUCAACUCUUACCAGGAGAUGAACUGUAUCCUGAAAAUACCAUUUUAGAAGACAACAAUUGGUCAACAAAAAAGAAGAUUGAAGAGAUAAUGAAAGAUGCCAAAAAGAUGCACAGAAUAGUGAUAUAUGAGCGGCACCUUUAUAAUAUUCACAUUACUAUCAAGGCAAAAUAUAAACACAUUCACCCACAGUGUAAGCUAUAAAAAUAGCUGAAGUCUGUAUUUAAAGAUUAUUCUUUGUAAAUUAAACCUUAAUUUUGAUGCAAAAUAGGUUAUAUUGGCCACAUUAUACUGUGAAAACUAGUUUGUAAGGUAAUAAAGUGCCAUUUGUGGGCAGGGAACAUGUCUACCAACUCUCUUGUAUUCUACUCUCCCGAGCGCUUAGUACAGUGCUCUUCACACAGUAAGUACAGAAUAAAUUCCAUUGAUUGAUGGGGCAGAUAUAUUUUAAAAAUAAAUUUUAUCCUGGAAAAUUGAAUCCAUACCUACCGGGGAAGUUUUUACUUUAAAUGUCAAGAUAGGGUUAGCAGAGUUUAUCUUGGGCAGUCAUGUCACGUUUUGGGAGCCAACAGUCUACCUCAGAGUUCUCCCCCAGAGUGGUGAUAUUAGCAUGUUUCCUGAUUGAAAGGUCACAUUUCAGGGCUUUCUCAUUUUGUUCCCCCGACCUGCUGCCAUCCUUGUUACAGGACUCCACAAAGCUGGUUUCUACAGAAAGUGGGAACUGAAGACGUAACCCAGUACAGAAGAAAUCCUUUUCUCGGGUUUAGAAUCUCUUGAAUGCCCACUCCAAGGAUAUCAUAUGUCAAAGUCAAGCAGAUAUAAAGCCAGAACAAGAUAAAGGUUGUAUGGGUUUAAUGAAUACUCUAACAGCCUGGAAUUUGAGAAAUAAAAAUCGGAUGAGACAACCAA
Messenger RNA from Ornithorhynchus anatinus (platypus), 1906 nucleotides. RefSeq names its product nudix hydrolase 19 (gene NUDT19). Bases 119 to 1201 code for a protein of 360 amino acids. NCBI's taxonomy places the organism in Eukaryota, Metazoa, Chordata, Mammalia, Monotremata, Ornithorhynchidae. The record is from RefSeq and is a predicted model, not a curated record. Gene Ontology annotation, cellular component: mitochondrion. The transcript has 3 exons. Gene Ontology annotation, molecular function: hydrolase activity, acting on acid anhydrides, in phosphorus-containing anhydrides.